Oncorhynchus keta (chum salmon) is the source of this 1340-nucleotide messenger RNA. RefSeq names its product zinc finger C4H2 domain-containing protein-like. NCBI's taxonomy places the organism in Eukaryota, Metazoa, Chordata, Actinopteri, Salmoniformes, Salmonidae. Gene Ontology annotation, biological process: positive regulation of neuron differentiation. Gene Ontology annotation, cellular component: nucleus. The record is from RefSeq and is a predicted model, not a curated record. The transcript has 5 exons. The coding region runs from base 116 to 817 and encodes 233 amino acids.
CAUGCGUGGUGCUUCACAGCGACUGUUACAGCUGACGGGAUUGUUUUGAUUAGCUGGUCGGCAGACCACCCUGGCCUUCAAUUAAGAUCUAAUUUAUCAGUCUAAAGACAAAACCAUGGGGGACGAACAAGACAUAAUGUGCAAACUAGAAAACAUUAUGGAAAUACGGAAUAAGACGGUACAGAUGCAGAAGAUCAAGUCUCGUCUGAAGUCAGAGUUUGAGUCCCUCGAGUCUGAGGAGAAACAUCUGAAGGAAUACAAACAGGAGAUGGACCUCCUAAUGCAGGAGAAGAUGGCCCAUGUAGAGGAGCUACGACUUAUACACGCUGAUAUCAAUGUGAUGGAGAGCACUAUAAAGCAGUCAGAGAACGACCUGAACAAGCUACUGGAGACGACGCGGAGGCUCCAUGAUGACUACAAACCCCUGAAGGAACAUGUAGACGCCCUGAGGAUGACCCUGGGCCUUCACAGACUUCCCAACCUCAACGAAGAGGAGGAGAAACUCUCUCUGGAUUACUUUGAGAAACAGAAGGCAGAGUGGCAGAAGGAGCCUCAUGAGCCCACAAUCCCAGAAUCCCUUGCAGCAGCGGCUGCUGCGGCCCAACAACUCCAGGUCUCCCGGAAACAAGACGCCCGCCAGACUGCCACUUUCAGACAACAGCCCCCUCCCAUGAAGGUACACAAUACACACCCUCCCAUGAAGGCCUGUCUGUCAUGCCACCAGCAGAUCCAUCGUAACGCUCCUAUCUGUCCACUGUGUAAGGCCAAGAGUCGCUCCCGCAACCCCAAGAAACCCAAGAGGAAGCCUGACGAGUAGACACACACACACCUCAUAUUGCUACAUUUCAGUAAAACACAUCUUCAUAACCUUCUCCAUGCCAUGGAACCUGCAUUUAGUAUUAACUUCAUUAUCCUAAGUGUUUUUUAAUGGUGCUAAAGUGUUGAAAUGUAAUUGGUUAAGGUUUAAUAGACCGUAACCAUGUUAUAUGCAAUAAUACAAACCAUUAUACUGUAGCUGUACCCAUGUUGUGAUUGGUUCAGGCAUUAUAAAUGUAAAACUGACUGAAUGUACUUGUUACUCUGUAUUUAGUAUGUUUACAUUGCAUGAACACUUUCCCUGGCUGAGCUAUAAUGACUGUGUUGUAACUGUUUGUGAUGAUAUGAAAGAGGGUUUUAUUGUUGCAGCGUAUAACCCAGGAAGUUGUUCUAAUGUUUACUGAACACAUAAGGAAGGGGUGGUCAAGGACUGAGAAAACCAUGACGCUUGUUUGCUUUUAACAGUGUUGUAAUGUGAAACUUUAAAACAAGAAUUCAAAAAUAAAUGGCUGUUUUGUACUGCA